AUGGAGAGGCCCAACUUGAGCGCCAUUGGCAAGAUCAUCAAGGAAAAAUGGAACUGCACCGACUUCAUGAUGAGCGCUUCGAAUCCAUGUGAAAUUCCUUGGGCUGUGAAGAAUUAUUCAUGUAACUUUUGCAAGAGGCAAUUUAAGUCUGCUCAAGCUCUUGGUGGUCACAUGAAUGUUCAUAGGAGAGAGAGAGCUAGAUUGAGAUUGUUCUCGCCUUUAAGUACCGUUGCGGAAUCAUGUUAUAACCCUAGCCCUAAUAAGUUUUCUUCACUAUCAUCAUCACCAUCAUUAUCAUCAUCAUCAGCAACUCUUUCAGCUAAGUUUUUACCACAACAUUACGCAUCUCAUUCAAUGCUUUCUCCUCCUACAGCUUCUUUGUCUUUACCUGAUCAUCCCUUAGCUUCAACAGAAAAAGAUAGGAAGACGAUAUUCGACUUUCCUCGGAGCUGCAGUAGUGCUGUUCCUUUGAGGGAUACGACAACUAAAAGCAUGAAAGCACCCGUUUUUGAGGAUGGAGAUCUGGAAGGUCGUUUCUCCCAAAAAGCUGACUAUUUCAAGGCUUUCAAGACAGAAAACGUUAAUAUUACGUUUGACUUGGAGACGGGAUUGCUCAAAGAUCAAAACGAGGGGGUGGAUUUGGAGCUUCGACUUGGUUACUUCUAG
Messenger RNA from Morus notabilis, 666 nucleotides. Its product is annotated as transcriptional regulator SUPERMAN. Lineage: Eukaryota; Viridiplantae; Streptophyta; Magnoliopsida; Rosales; Moraceae. The transcript has a single exon. The coding region runs from base 1 to 666 and encodes 221 amino acids. The record is from RefSeq and is a predicted model, not a curated record.